Cryphonectria parasitica EP155 is the source of this 1629-nucleotide messenger RNA. RefSeq lists its product as uncharacterized. The record is from RefSeq and is a predicted model, not a curated record. Bases 1 to 1629 code for a protein of 542 amino acids. The transcript has a single exon. NCBI's taxonomy places the organism in Eukaryota, Fungi, Ascomycota, Sordariomycetes, Diaporthales, Cryphonectriaceae.
AUGGGCCCCUGCGGCAGCUUCCAACUCGAGGAGGCCACCAUCGACCAGAUGCAGGCGGCCAUGGCCAACGGCACGCUCACAUCGCAGCAGCUGGUGGCCUGCUACAUGACCCGGACCUACCAGACCAACUCCUACGCCAACACGCUGCUCCAAUUCAACCCGGACGUGUUUGCCAUCGCUGCCAAGAUGGAUGCCGAGCGGGCUGCAGGCAAAAUCCGAGGUCCUCUCCACGGCAUCCCGUUCACCGUCAAGGACAACAUCGCCACUAAAGACAACAUGGAGACCACGGCUGGCAGCUGGGCUUUGCUGGGGAGCAUUGUGCCUCGCGAUGCCUUUGUGGUGAAGCAGCUGAGGGAGGCUGGUGCGGUGUUGUUUGGAAAGGCGACGCUGAGCGAGUGGGCUGAUAUGAGGAGUAACAGUUACUCUGAAGGCUACUCGGGCCGUGGUGGGCAGUGCAGGAGUGCGUACAACCUGACGACGACGCCCGGCGGGAGCAGCUCGGGGAGUGCCUCUGGGGUGGGAGCCAACGCCAUCGCCUUCUCGCUCGGCACGGAGACGGACGGCAGCGUCAUCAACCCUGCUGAGAGGAACGGUGUGGUUGGCAUCAAGCCAACGGUUGGUCUAACUUCUCGGAACGGGGUCGUUCCCGAGUCCGAGCACCAAGACACCGUGGGAAGUUUUGGGCGCACCGUUCGGGAUGCGACGUAUGCCCUGGAUGCCAUCUAUGGUGUGGACACCAGGGACAACUACACUUUUGCGCAGGAACAGCAGACCCCUGCGGGCGGCUACGUGCAGUUCCUGACGGACAAGGCCAGCCUGGAGGGCGCCGUCUUUGGCCUGCCUUGGGACAGUUUCUGGGUCUAUGCCGACUCGGAACAGCAGCAGAUUCUCCUGUCCAUCAUCUCGCUGAUGGAAUCUGCUGGCGCCACCAUUGUCAACAACACGGAGAUUCUGGACUACGAGACCAUUAUCAGCAAUGAUGGCUGGGACUGGGCCUGGGGCACCACGCGAGGCUAUCCCAACGAGAGCGAGUACACGGUUGUGGCUGUGGACUUUUACAACAACAUCAACACAUACCUGUCGGAGCUGAACAACACCGACAUCCACACCCUCGAGGACAUCGUGCAGUACAACUACGACAACGACGGAAGCGAAGGUGGAUACUCCUACCCAGACGAGGGCGGCAUACCGGCCUUCGCCUCCGGCCAGGAUGGUUUCCUCGCAUCCCUGGCCACAAAGGGCAUCAAGAACGAGACCUACUGGCAGGCCCUCGGCUUCUGCCAGGGCACGACCCGCGGCGGAAUCGACUGGGCCCUCAGCGGCGGAGGCCAGAAACUGCCGGCCAACACAACCAAGCUGGACGGUCUCCUGGUGCCGCCGGAUGUGGGACAGACGUACCAGGUCGCCGCGCAGGCUGGCUAUCCCAUGAUCACGGUGCCGGCGGGGGUGCACUCGGCCGAUGGAAUGCCGUUUGGGCUGGCGAUUAUGCAGACGGCGUGGGCGGAGCCGGAGCUGAUCAGGUGGGCGAGUGCUAUUGAGGACUUGCAGCUUACUACAGAGGGUUUUCCUUAUAAGAGAACGUUGCCCACGUGGGGUUCUUAUCUGGAAAGGAAUAUUCCCAUAGUCUAG